CGCAAGCGGAAGCGGCCUCUCGAGCAUGAGUGACAAAAAGCGCCAGCCAAUGAAAAGACCGUAGCCGGGUGACCGGCGGGCGGCUCGGCCAAUAGCGAGCCUCCCUUUGAGCUCGGCCCCGGUUAGCGUGAGCGUGAAGGCGGCGCGCGUUGGCCGGAGCUCCGACGAGGAGGAGAUGGGCAGAAGCUGAACAUGGCGGACGGCGAUAGCGGGAGCGAGCGCGGCGGCAGCAGCGGUGGCUUCCAGCACUUUCAGCGCGAACAGGAGACCCAGGAGCUGGCCUCCAAGCGCCUGGACAUCCAGAAUAAACGUUUCUACCUGGACGUCAAGCAGAACAGCAAGGGCCGCUUCAUUAAGAUCGCCGAGGUCGGGGCGGGAGGCUCCAAAAGUCGGCUGACCCUGUCGCUGUCAGUGGCGGCCGAGGUGCGCGACUACCUCGGGGACUUCAUCGAGCACUACGCCCAACUGGGGCCCAGCAGCCCCGAGCAGAUAGCGCAGGCUUCUGCCGGCGACGACGGAGGUCCGCGGCGAGCCCUCAAGAGCGAGUUUCUGGUGCGCGAGAACCGAAAGUACUACUUGGACUUGAAGGAGAACCAGCGCGGGAGGUUCCUGCGAAUCCGCCAGACGCUCAACCGGGGGCCGGGCUCUGGCUUCGGGGGCCCCGCGGGGGGCGGCGGCGGCAUACUGGCCGGCCAGACCAUAGCCCUUCCGGCGCAAGGCCUGAUCGAGUUCCGCGACGCGCUGGCCAAGCUCAUCGACGACUACGGCGGCGACGACGACGAGCUGGCCGGCGGGGGCGUGGCGGCGGGAGGCUACGCCGAGCUCCCGGAGAAGACUUCCAUCAUGGUAGAUUCCAAGCGCUUCUUCUUCGACGUGGGCUCCAACAAGUACGGAGUCUUCUUGCGCGUCAGCGAGGUCAAGCCCAGCUACCGGAACUCCAUCACGGUGCCCUUUAAGGCCUGGGCCAAGUUCGGCGGAGCCUUCAGCCGCUACGCCGACGCCAUGAAGGAGAUACAGGAGCGCCACCGGGACAAGAUGUACGACAGGCGGGACGAGUCGGACGGCGACGACGUGGACGACGACUGACGUCCGUCCGUCCGCCCGCCCGCCAUUGGGGGGAGAAAAAAAAGAGCACGCGAGCGUCCAUCGGCCUCGUGCUGGAGUGUCACCGAGUUUCCAGCCGUCAAGUAGUCUGUGUCGUGGAGGCCGCCCGUGGGGACGUCCGUCCGUUCGUCGGCGUCCUUCGGCGUCCGUGUCUUCUUCUUGUCCGAUGUUUUGGCACUUUUACAAGUCAGCCGUGCGUGCAGGGGCGCAUUCUUAGCAAUACCGGCAGAGGGUCCAUGCAUUCUCUGCAAAGCGGACAUCUCUCCAGAGACGCCGGACACCGACUAACACGUCCGUGGAUCUUCCUGUUGCUUUUUUUCUUUUCCAAAAAACUCUAUACACAAGAUUAUAGGAAAAUUAUUGCAAACCAGCAAAAGAAAAAGAUAUUUUCAAAUACUUAUUGAUGAAAAAUGUAUUGUGUAAAAGGAAAUGUCCUCCGUUCAGAAAUAAAGAAAACCGCAAUUUCUUCCUAAAAAGUUGAAAACUUUU
Molecule: messenger RNA, 1593 nt
Organism: Corythoichthys intestinalis (scribbled pipefish)
Lineage: Eukaryota; Metazoa; Chordata; Actinopteri; Syngnathiformes; Syngnathidae
Gene: purbb
Product: purine-rich element binding protein Bb
Exons: 1
Coding region: 193-1086 (297 amino acids)
Biological process (GO): regulation of transcription by RNA polymerase II
Cellular component (GO): nucleus
Molecular function (GO): RNA polymerase II transcription regulatory region sequence-specific DNA binding; purine-rich negative regulatory element binding; DNA-binding transcription factor activity, RNA polymerase II-specific
Source: RefSeq, a predicted model, not a curated record